Biomphalaria glabrata is the source of this 929-nucleotide messenger RNA. RefSeq lists its product as uncharacterized. The transcript has 7 exons. The coding region runs from base 217 to 879 and encodes 220 amino acids. Lineage: Eukaryota; Metazoa; Mollusca; Gastropoda; Planorbidae. The record is from RefSeq and is a predicted model, not a curated record.
GUGUGUGUGUGUCUCUGCGCGAAUGAGUUUGCGUGAGAGAGUGUGGGCGUGUAUAAAUACUGCUAAAAAGUCAGAUUGACUAUACUGUAGACUUCAUUGAGCCACAACUUUCAGGUCAUAAGACUAUUUCUGAUUCAAAUCGACAGAGGGCCUGUACGCAAAUCUGCCCACUGUAAGGCCGUACACUCAAUUCUGCGUACAGUAUUGCAUAGGAAAAUGAAGUUGACAUCAUUUCUGGUGUGUUCAGUUCUGACUGUUUCCGUGGUAUCAGCAGGCGCUCCAAAACCUUCCAAAAAUCUCUAUCGCUUCUUGACCGUACUCAGCGGCUACUUUGUCCGUCAUGACGUGUACAAUGGAGAGUCUGACCACGGCGAGUCGUCUCACUUGUGGAAACCCGUCUGCCUCGAGGCGUUUCCAGAUAAAUUAACAUUUUACUACGAGACCACCUCUGACGGGAAGAUUGUCAACCAAAAGCUUUGGAUCGUCGAUGAAGAUCACAAUGGCGUCAUCCACGUGCAGCAGUUGAAUCUCUUGGGACACAAGACUUAUCACCCUAAAGAGCUGGAGAAUGCAGACUUCAACGAAAUUGAAUUCCAGGACUUGUCUCACCCCCCAGAUUGUGAUGUCCUGUUCUAUGCUGCUGACCAGAAUGUCUUCGUGGGCACUAUACCUAAUUGCCCUGAUAAUUACUUUAAGGAAGUGCCCAAAUUUGGCGUGACCCUCACCUGUUACUCCGUGAGCUAUCACGUCUGUAAUGCCGAAUUCAUACGAAACCAACCAAAGCUUCCAUUCAUCAACUUCAAGAAAUACAGUUAUCCCCUUGUGCCUGCCAUGACUGCUGGUGCCCACUUUGAGACUCCCUGUCUUUAUCACCUGUAGACACCUAAACAUUGCAGUGAAUAAAGUUUCCCUUGUACUUUCUCAACAAA